Molecule: messenger RNA, 2460 nt
Organism: Lacerta agilis (Sand lizard)
Lineage: Eukaryota; Metazoa; Chordata; Lepidosauria; Squamata; Lacertidae
Gene: HGF
Product: hepatocyte growth factor
Exons: 18
Coding region: 182-2347 (721 amino acids)
Biological process (GO): hepatocyte growth factor receptor signaling pathway; positive regulation of protein phosphorylation; proteolysis
Molecular function (GO): serine-type endopeptidase activity; signaling receptor binding
Source: RefSeq, a predicted model, not a curated record
UGUCUAAACACUUUCUUACCGUAAGAGGGAGUUGGGACCCAGAGCUUUCCAGUUAAUCGCACAACAAAACUUGGCUCAUCGCAAUAAAAAGCAGCAGCUCGGCUCGCUCUGUCUCCUCUGUUGACCGGCUGGGCAUCUCCUCUUCCCCUCCGCUGGAGACCAAAGCCCCCCAAAACCACCCAUGUGGACCAACCAGCUUUUGCCCCUCGGACUCUUCCUUCACUCCAUCAUCAACAUCCCUUGGGCAGAAGGCAAAGGGAAAAGAAAUGCCCUCCAUGACUACAGAAAGACAGCUGAUGCUACGUUAAUGAGAAUAGACAAGGCGCUGAAAGUGAAGACCAAGCUGCUAAAUACUACGGAACAGUGCGCCAAAAGAUGCAACAGGAAUAAAGGACUUCCAUUCUCCUGCAAGGCUUUUGCAUUUGAUAAAGCUUCCAAACGCUGCCAUUGGUUUUCCUUUACUGCCCUAGAAAAUGGAGUGAGGAGCAGGGGAGACAACACAUUUGACCUGUAUGAAAAGAAAGACUAUGUUAGAAAUUGUAUCACUGGUAAAGGAGCAAAUUAUAAGGGAACCAUAUCAGUCACAAAAAGUGGCAUUCGGUGUCAGGCAUGGAAUUCCACAAUACCUCAUGAACACAGCUUUUUGCCUUCGAGCUAUCGAGGUAAAGAUCUACGUGAAAACUACUGCCGCAAUCCCCGAGGAGAGGAAGGUGGGCCCUGGUGCUUUACAAGCAGCCCAACGAAGCGUCAUGAACCCUGUGACAUCCCCCUCUGUUCAGAAGCUGAAUGCAUGACGUGCCAUGGCGAAAGCUAUAGAGGCCCCGUGGACCACACAGAAACUGGCAAGGAAUGUCAACGCUGGGACCUUCAGAGACCACACAGGCACCCAUUUCGUCCAGAGAAAUAUCCUGACAAAGGCCUUGAUGAUAAUUACUGCCGCAAUCCAGAUAAUAAGCCGAGGCCGUGGUGCUACACUCUUGACCCAAACACCCCCUGGGAGUUUUGCACAAUUAAAACGUGUGCUCAGAAUGUUGUGGACAGCUCUUCAGCAGCAGGUGAGACGAAAGAAUGCAUCAGAGGUCAAGGAGACGGGUACCGUGGAACUAUAAGCACCACAUGGAGUGGCACUGAAUGUCAGCCUUGGGACUCUCAGACUCCUCAUCAACACAACUUCACAUCGCAGAACUAUAAAUGCAAGGACUUAAGAGAAAACUACUGCCGUAAUCCAGAUGGAGCUGAGGCACCGUGGUGUUUUACUACCGACCCAAAAACUCGCACUGGGUUUUGCUUUCAAAUACCAAAAUGUGAUGCACCAAGUGAGCAAGAUUGCUAUCGAGGGAAUGGGACGAAUUAUAUGGGAAAUAUGGCACAGACACGCUUCGGCUUAACUUGCUCUAUGUGGGAUAAAAACAUUCAAGAUUUACAAAGGCAUCUACCAAUAUAUAAAGAACCAGAUAUUAGCAAGUUGAAGAAAAAUUACUGUCGUAAUCCAGAUGAUGAUGUUCAUGGUCCUUGGUGCUAUACAAGUGAUCCUCAGAUCCCCUGGGACUACUGCCCUAUAUCUAGAUGUGAAGAUGAUGCCGUUCCUACUAUGGGCAGUUUAGACCCUGCUGUUAUCCCUUGUGCCUCAACAAAACACCUGAGAGUUGUUAAUGGAAUCCCAACUCAACCUGACAAAGGAUGGAUGGUUAGUUUGAAGGACAGCAGAGGCAGGCAUUUUUGUGGAGGAUCAUUAGUAAAGGAAGACUGGGUCCUGACAGCAAAACAGUGUUUUACUUCUCGGCAUAAUCUCAAAGACUAUCAAGCAUGGCUUGGAAUUCAUAAUGUUGAAAGAGCACAUGAAGAGAAGCAUAAGCAAGUUCUGAAUAUCUCCCAGCUGGUAUAUGGUCCCAAAGGAUCGGAACUGGUAUUGCUGAAACUUUCCAGGCCAGCAGUAAGCAGUGAUGCCGUGGCUAUCAUCAGGUUGCCCAUUUCUGGAUGUACCAUUCCAGAAGGCACUACUUGCACUGUUUAUGGAUGGGGACAUACAGGAAAUGCACCCUUUGAUGGAAGACUUCGAGAAGCAAAUAUGAUCAUCAUGGGAAAUGAGCGCUGCAGUCAAGAUUCUGGAACAAAUAUAGUCGUGAAAGAGUCAGAAAUGUGUGCUAAGGCUGAGAGCAUUGGCAGUGGAACUUGUGAGAGGGAUUAUGGCGGUCCAUUGGUCUGCGAGCAAAACAGAAGUAAAAUAGUAAUGGGCGUGAUCAUUCCUGGGCGUGGAUGUGCAAAUCUCAGGCGACCUGGGAUUUUUGUCAGGGUGGCCUACUACACCCGAUGGAUACAUAAAAUCUUAAUGACGUUCAGAUCAUAGCUGAACAUUCCCGCCAAGAAAGCAAAUUCCAGUUGUUGGAACAUUUUGGGAAGUAAUGAAAUCAAAGUGUAAUUGAAAGUUCUUUGAUUCUUUAAACAAACAGCAACAAUCAA